Messenger RNA from Suncus etruscus (white-toothed pygmy shrew), 6693 nucleotides. It is a transcript of the gene ZNF609, whose product is annotated as zinc finger protein 609. Lineage: Eukaryota; Metazoa; Chordata; Mammalia; Eulipotyphla; Soricidae. Gene Ontology annotation, biological process: regulation of transcription by RNA polymerase II. The record is from RefSeq and is a predicted model, not a curated record. Gene Ontology annotation, cellular component: nucleus.
UACUGACCACUGUGGCAGGUCUGAGCACAUAGCUGAAGCUGAAAAUAGGAAAGCUGGGGGCAAGGAAGAGCCUUGAAUCUUGAGGUGGGACGUUGACUCUAAGAUGUCCUUGAGCAGUGGAGCCUCCGGAGGGAAAGGAGUGGAUGCGAACCCGGUUGAGACAUACGACAGUGGGGAUGAAUGGGACAUUGGAGUAGGGAAUCUCAUCAUUGACCUGGACGCCGAUCUGGAGAAGGACCAGCAGAAACUGGAAAUGUCAGGCUCAAAGGAGGUGGGGAUCCCAGCUCCCAAUGCCGUUGCCACACUACCCGACAACAUCAAGUUUGUGACCCCAGUGCCAGGUCCUCAAGGGAAGGAAGGCAAAUCCAAAUCCAAAAGAAGUAAGAGUGGCAAGGACACUAGCAAGCCCACUCCGGGGACUUCCCUGUUCACGCCCAGUGAGGGAGCAACUAGCAAGAAAGAGGUGCAGAGACGCUCAGGAGACGGUGCCAAUGCAGGAAGCCUGGUUGCUGCUAUUGCUCCCAAGGGCUCUGAGAAGGUGGCUAAGGCGUCCCGCAGUGUAGCCGGCUCCAAAAAGGAGAAGGAGAACAGCUCAUCUAAGAGCAAGAAGGAGAGAAGCGAAGGAAUGGGAACUUGCGCAGAAAAGGAUCCUGGGGUCCUCCAGCCAGUGCCCUUGGGAGGACGGGGUGGGCAAUAUGAUGGAAGUACAGGGGUGGACACAGGAGCUGUGGAGCCUCUCGGGAGUAUAACUCUUGAGCCUGGGGCAGCGCUGAACCCUUUGGGAGCUAAGCCGGAGCCAGAGGAAGGGGAGAAUGAGUGUCGCCCGCUAAAGAAAGUCAAGUCUGAAAAGAUGGAAUCCCCUGUGGCCACACCAGCAGUGCUGCCUCUACACCUUUUGGUGCCAGUGGUCAAUAAUGACAUCUCCUCCCCCUGUGAGCAGAUCAUGGUCCGGACCCGAUCAGUUGGGGUCAACACAUGUGAUGUGGCUCUAGCUACAGAGCCAGAGUGCCUGGGUCCCUGUGAACCUGGGACCAGCGUCAACCUGGAGGGCAUUGUGUGGCAGGAAACAGAAGAUGGGAUGUUGGUGGUGAAUGUAACGUGGAGGAAUAAGAUCGUAGUAGGCACACUUCUAGACUGUACCAGGCAUGAUUGGGCACCCCCCAGGUUCUGUGACUCCCCCACCAGUGACUUAGAAAUGCGCAAUGGUCGGGGUAGAGGGCAAGCAAUGCGCCCCAACAGCAACACACCUGUCAAUGAGGCUGCCACAGCCUCUGACAGCAAAGGGAGCAGUAGCAGUAGCAAGACCCGGGCAGGAGCCAACAGCAAAGGUCGCCGGGGCAGCCAGAAUUCUUCCGAGCACCGCCCGCCUGCCAAUAGCACCUCUGAGGAUGUCAAAGCCAGCCCUUCCUCGGCAAAUAAGCGGAAAAACAAGCCCCUCUCUGACAUGGAGCUGAAUUCCAGCUCAGAGGACUCCAAGGGAAGCAAACGUGUCCGCACAAAUUCCAUGGGAUCAGCCACUGGCCCCCUCCCAGGGACCAAGGCGGAACCCACUAUUGUAGACAGAAACUGUCCCUCCCCUGUCCUCAUUGACUGUCCCCAUCCCAACUGCAACAAGAAGUACAAGCACAUCAAUGGACUCAAGUACCACCAAGCUCAUGCCCACACGGAUGAUGACAGCAAGCCCGAAGCAGACGGGGACAGUGAAUGUGGGGAGGAACCUGGCCUCCACGCUGAGCUUGGCAGCUGCAACGGUGCAACCGUGGCACAGAAAGGUUCCCUGUCACCUGCCCGCUCAGCCACCCCCAAAGUUCGACUUGUUGAGCCCCAUAGCCCUUCCCCCUCCAGCAAGUUCAGCACAAAAGGCCUCUGCAAGAAGAAGCUGAGCGGAGAGGUGGACCCUGACCUUGGGGCCUCCUCCAAUGAUGGCUCUGAUGAUGGACCCGCUGUCAUGGACGAGACGAGCAGCGAUGCUUUCGACUCCGCGGACAGAAAGUGUUUGGAGAAGGAGAAAUGUAAGAAGCCCACCAAUCUAAAAGCAGAAAAGCUGCCUGCUAAGAGCCUGAAGUCAGCACGGCCCAUUGCCCCAGCCAUUCCCCCACAGCAGAUUUAUACCUUCCAGACCGCUGCCUUCACAGCCGCCAGCCCUGGCUCCUCCUCAGGCCUGGCCACCACCGUGGUCCAAGCCAUGGCCAGCAGCCCCCAGCUAAAACCCAUUCAGCCCAAGCCCACCGUGAUGGGGGAGCCUUUCAGUGCUAGCCCUGCCCUGACACCCGCCAAGGACAAGAAGAAGAAAGACAAAAAGAAGAAGGAGGCCGCUCGGGAGCUAGAAAGCCCUCUGACUCCUGGGAAGGCCUGUCGCACUGAGGAAGGCAAAAGUCCUUUUAGGGAAGCAGCUGAUGGGAUGAAAGUGGAGGGGCUCCUCAAUGGCUCCUCGGACCCCCACCAGAGCCGCCUGGCAAGCAUCAAGGCCGAAGCAGACAAGAUCUACAGCUUCACAGACAAUGCCCCCAGCCCUUCGAUCGGAGGGCAACAGCCGCCUGGACAGCACCACCCGACCCAACCCCUAACUCCCUUACAUGUAGUGACCCAGAACGGAGCCGAGGGCAGCUCUGUCAAAACUAGCAGCCCUGCCUACUCUGACAUCUCUGAUGCCGGGGAGGAUGGUGAGGGCAAAGUAGACAGUGUCAAAUCCAAGGACCCUGAACAGCUGGUCAAGGAGGGCGCUAAGAAGGCACUCUUUCCCGCUCAGCCCCCAAGCAAAGACUCGCCCUAUUACCAAGGCUUUGAGAGUUACUACUCUCCAAGUUACGCACAGUCCAGCCCCAGCGCGCUCAACCCCAGCAGCGGGGAGAGCCAGGCCCUAAAGACAAAGAAGGACGAGGAGCCUGAGAGCAUGGAGGGGAAGGUGAAGAGCGACUCGUGCGAGGAGAAGAAGCCCGAGAUGAGCAGCUCCAGCCAGCAGCCCUCGGUCAUUCAGCAGCGACCCAACAUGUACAUGCAAUCCCUGUACUACAACCAGUACGCCUACGUGCCGCCCUAUGGCUACAGUGACCAGAGCUACCACAGCCACCUGCUCAGCACCAACACAGCCUACCGACAGCAGUAUGAAGAGCAGCAGAAGCGGCAGAGCCUGGAGCAGCAGCAGCGGGGGCUGGACAAGAAGACAGAGCUGAGCCUGAAAGAGCGAGACACUGUGCUCAAGGACGAGUGGAAGCAGAAGCCAGCAGCCCCACCCACGCUUACCAAGGCUCCCAGCCUCACUGACCUGGUCAAGGCAGGGCCCGGCAAAGCCAAGGAGCCAACCACUGACCCCGCCAAGUCCGUCAUCAUUCCCAAACUAGAUGAAGCAUCCAAGCUCCCCAGCCAGGCACCAGAGGGACUUAAAGUGAAGCUGAGUGAGGCCAGCCACCUUGGUAAAGAGGCCCCCGAGGCCAAGGCAGGCACUGAGUGUGGCCGACAGGCAGAGUUGGACCCAGUUCUCUGGUACCGGCAGGAAGCAGAACCCCGAAUGUGGACCUACGUGUAUCCUGCCAAGUACUCAGACAUCAAGUCAGAGGACGAGCGGUGGAAGGAGGAGCGGGACCGGAAACUGAAGGAAGAGCGGAGUCGGAGCAAGGACUCUGUCCCCAAAGAGGACGGGAAGGAAAGCACAAGUGGUGACUGCAGCAAACUACCCAUGCCGGAGGAGUCCCGCCUCGGGGGCAAGGAGCCGCGACCCAGUGUGCACGUGCCCGUGUCGUCCCCCCUCACUCAGCACCAGUCCUACAUCCCCUACAUGCACGGCUAUUCCUACAGCCAGUCCUACGACCCCAGCCACCCCAGCUACCGGGGCUUGCCUGCUGUAAUGAUGCAGAACUACCCAGGUUCCUACCUGCCUUCCAGCUACUCUUUCUCCCCAUAUGGCAGCAAGGUCUCUGGGGGAGAAGAGGCAGACAAGGCACGCGCCAGCCCCAGUGUCAGCUGCAAGCCCAGCUCGGAGUCCAAAGCUUUGGACAUUCUGCAGCAGCAUGCCAGCCACUAUAAGAGCAAGUCCCCCACGAUAAGCGAUAAGACAUCUCAGGAGAGAGACCGGGGAGGCUGUGGGGUGGUCGGGGGUGGUGGUAGCUGUAGCAGCGUCGGGGGUGCAGGCGGGGCUGACCGGAGUGUGGACCGGCCCCGCACCUCCCCUUCUCAGCGCCUCAUGUCCACACACCACCACCACCACCACCUGGGCUAUUCACUGCUCCCAGCGCAAUACAACCUGCCCUAUGCAGCAGGGCUUUCCUCGACAGCCAUUGUCGCCAGCCAGCAAGGCUCGACUCCAUCUCUCUACCCACCCCCCAGGAGGUGAGAAUGACCACCAAGUGCCCGGACACAGCUUCACGGUGCACCCAAGGGAGGUGCUGGAGAUGCCGCUUAGACCUCAGUUAACUGGUGUUGAUCUUCCUGUUUGCUGUUCCUGCCAUGCCAGAGGCAGACCCUCGGCUCUCCCACCUCCACCAGACUCCUGGACUCUGACCAGCCUCUUCCUCAGGAGCUGGAGGGCUGGUUCUUGGCAAAAAUAUUUAUUCUCUUGACCACAGUCAUGAGUGCAGUGGCUUCUGGAGCCACCAGGGCAGAAGGGCCUCAGCCCCACGAAGUCACUGCUCUGUUCCCCAAAUCCCUGUUGGUGCUGGGGGUGGGGAGGAGCGCAGCCCUGGGUCAGAUCUGAAGACAGCACAUCUGCCACCACCAGAUCCCUUGUCUCUCCAGCUGUGGGGGCCUGGAGGAAUCAGAAUCUCAGGAAAGAAAUUGGGGGGACUGUUUUCUCUGUCCUGGUGAAAAUAAGGUCUUCAGACUUGAAGGCUUCUCCCCUUUGACUUGAGCACAUCUGCAUGCUCAGCGCCACUCGGAAGGAAGGACACGAGGUGCCUCCCACAAUGCCUGGGCUGCCCAUCAGGCGGGGGCCCGAGGGCACAGGAGCACUGGAGUUGGAGUGUGCACGGAGCCUGUGGAAAAGCACCUGCGUCCCCCACCAUGUCCUGCUGCUUCUUAGCCCCUGACUCUGUACCCUCUCUCCCCUCCUGGUGCCUUUCCCAGGGGUCCCAUGCUGUUCUGUCUUUCCUACUGCUUGGCUCCCGAGCCUCGGGCAGGUGAAUCGUCUUUUCCCAGGUGGGAGGAGCUUGGAGCUGUCAGGCCAGGCCAUCUCCACACAGGCUCCCUCGGCCGUCUCAGCCCGGGUGCCCGUGUAAGUGGUUUCCCUGGGAUCCCCAUCUUCUAGAGGCCACGGCCUGAGGGUCUGAUCCAUUCAGUCUGGGAGCCACUGCACCCUCCCAACCCAAGUUACGUGGUGUGGGGUUCACCGGAUACUAUAGCUGUGUUGAUGCUCUUGUCCUUUGUCCUCCCAUCUUUGCUAGACCUUCUCUCUGGAUUGGUCCCACCCAACGUCAGAGAUGGACAUUGUUGGGACCUGGGAGCAUAGUAAUUGGGCCCCACACAGCAGCUCCCCAGAGUCCAGGUGUCCCAGUCUUCCCUCCAGUUUCUACAUCUUUGUUUUUGUCCAGUUUGGUUUCUGUACCCUCCCCAGGCCUCUGAGCAGUGACUUCCUAUCAGCAUGGAAGUAGUUAUGGUGUAGACAACUUGACCCACCAGACUGAAUUUCAGUCUGAUUGUGGCCUUCCAGCUUCUAGCGACUGCCCAGCUUUGUCCCAGUUUUUAAAUAUCGUUGUGUGUUUUGUGCCUGUGGCGCAGCUCUGUAUAUACUGUAAAGAUCCGGGCCCAGGCCAAGCCGUUUGCUUUCCCCUGGGCUGGCUCCACUUUAUUCUUCAACACAGAGAAGAGGAACCUCCAUGGGUUGGGGCAGCCUGGGUUGGCAUAGGGACCAACCCCUUUUUUUUCCCAGAAGAAAUGAUUCUGGGCGCUUAACUCACUCGAGCCAAGGUUAGUGAAGCAGCAGUCUGGCCUGUAGGCACUAAGUGAAAGGAUUGCUUUCCUCAGGAGCAGGACCCCGGACAUAGGUCUGCCCCGUGACCCGGUCUGAGGAGCCCCGGCCUCACUUCGUAAGCAACACUGGGAGCGUCCGGCACGGGAUUUCUGCUGGGGCCCUCAGAAGCCUAGGCCACUGCCCAUCCCCUCACAUCUUCUCUAUCCUCCUCUGACCAGGGCCGGGCGAGCACCCUGUGAAGUGAAAGGUGGUUCUUGAACCUCUGCUCUCAGGUGGGGCAAUGGGCAGGGCUCCCCAGAAGGGCUAGAGUCACUGUGCGUGGGCUUUGAGGUCACCAUGUCACAACUCCCCCGUGUCCCCUGCCGCCAUCCCGACUCAACCGGGCAGCUAGUUGGCCCCACAAUUCUGGGCCUCUGUUAUUUGCUUUCUCACUAGGGCAUCCCAGGGAGCUUCCCGGUGACCCUCUGCCGCAGGCCCCAUCCCCAAGCCCCCCUCCUGCCCCAGCCCACCCGUUUGCCUUGGUGCUCAGCCCCCUUUGGGAGCAGGUUGGGGCGAGCUGGAGGCCCGGGCCGGAGGGUCGGUGUUACUGUUCAUAGCUUUUGUUCCAUUGGCGUUGCUGUUGCAUUUAAUUUCAGUCUUCCUGAUUCUUCCCUUCUGUAAAGUGUACAUUACCAAGUUCCUUGUUUUUUUAUAUAUAUAUAUAAAUAUAUAUAUAUACAAACUGUACUCUUUUUGCCUUUGUACAUUCAGGCAAGAAGAGAAAAUAAAUCUUUUUAAGAGACAAUCACAAA